AUUCCCAUACUUACUCAUCAUCAGAACCUGCACCAAAUCAUUAAAGCAAACAACUGAUCUGUUGCACAUGGGCAUGGCUCUCCUUGUUUAUCUCCUCUUCCUCUUCAUGUUCCCCUUUUGUAAUAAGGCUCAGGGUCCACCUUCGCCUGGCUACUACCCCAGUUCAAGAAUUGGCUCAGUAGGGUUCCACCAUGGGUUCACCAACCUUUGGGGUCCUCAGCACCAGAGUUUGGACCACGGAACACUCACAAUUUGGCUGGACAGGACCUCAGGGAGUGGUUUCAAAUCGCUCAAUCCUUACUCUUCCGGUUAUUUCGGGGCCGCCAUCAAGCUCCAACCUGGUUAUACUGCCGGAGUGAUUACAUCUCUCUAUCUUUCGAACAACGAAGAGCAUCCUGGGGAGCAUGACGAGAUUGACAUAGAGUUCCUUGGGACGACAGAGGACAAACCCUACGUGUUACAAACAAAUGUGUACAUCAGAGGGAGUGGGGAUGGGAACAUCAUAGGGAGAGAGAUGAAAUUCCACCUUUGGUUCGACCCCACCCAAGAUUUUCACGAUAUUUUUCGUGGAUGAUGUGCCAAUCAGACGGUACCCGAGGAAAAGCGACGCCACAUUUCCGUCGCGGCCCAUGUGGGUGUACGGGUCCAUAUGGGACGCAUCUUCAUGGGCCACCGAGAACGGAAAAUACAAGGCUGACUACAGUCACCAACCCUUUGUUGGCAAGUACAAGGAUUUCAAGAUUGGUGGUUGCGCCGCCAAUGCCGCCACCUCGUGCCGCCCCAUUUCUGGUUCUCCUUCCGGAUCCAUAGGGCUGAGCCACCAGCAGUUGGCUGCGUUGAUGUAUGCCCAAAACAAUUAUAAAGUUUACGACUAUUGUCAGGAUCCUGAAAGAGACCAUAGACUCACACCCGAGUGCUAAAGUUUGGACACCAUGUUAAGGAAAAAAAACUUAAUUAUUUUUAUCGAUUUGUUUGGAGCGUCCUAAGAUUCGCCACUUGUCAAAAAUUGAUAUAAAAGAAUUAGAUUUUUCUUGUAUUCAUUGAGUGUGAAAAUAUCAACAUAAUAUUACAUGAAAAAUUGGGAUGUUCAAUUAUUUAGUUAAGUCAAAAAUUGCGUUGUAAGUUACUCUCAUAUUUGUUGAGUUGUAGAAAAUACUGGAAAAUGCUUUUUCCAGUGUCCAAAACU
Molecule: messenger RNA, 1186 nt
Organism: Sesamum indicum (sesame)
Lineage: Eukaryota; Viridiplantae; Streptophyta; Magnoliopsida; Lamiales; Pedaliaceae
Source: RefSeq, a predicted model, not a curated record